This is a messenger RNA of Rhea pennata, 765 nucleotides long. RefSeq names its product fibroblast growth factor 23 (gene FGF23). NCBI's taxonomy places the organism in Eukaryota, Metazoa, Chordata, Aves, Rheiformes, Rheidae. The record is from RefSeq and is a predicted model, not a curated record. Gene Ontology annotation, biological process: regulation of cell migration; positive regulation of gene expression; animal organ morphogenesis. The transcript is spliced from 3 exons. Bases 1 to 765 code for a protein of 254 amino acids. Gene Ontology annotation, molecular function: type 1 fibroblast growth factor receptor binding; growth factor activity. Gene Ontology annotation, cellular component: cytoplasm.
AUGUCACAAGCCGAUCACUACAGCUGCUUGGGGUACAUGCUGCUAGCGUUCUGCAGUCUGAAGGCUACCACUGCCUUUCUCAACUCCUCACCGCUGCUGAAUCCCAGCUCGGGGAGCACAGAUCGCCUGAUGCACCUGUACACAGCUACGGAGAGGAACAGCUUCCACCUCCAAAUCAAUGCCGAUGGCUACGUUGAUGGUGCCCCACAGCAAACCAUUUACAGUGCCCUAACGAUCAAGUCCGAGGGUGUUGGCUACGUAAUAAUCACUGGAGUGAAGAGUGGCCGCUACCUAUGUAUGGAUAUGAAAGGAAACAUUUUUGGAUCGCAUUACUUCAGCCAAGAAGACUGCGUGUUCAAACACAAGACUCUGGAAAAUGGAUACGAUGUGUACCAAUCUCCUAAACACAAUUUCCUGGUUAGCUUAGGCAGAGUUAAACAAGCUUUUUUUCCUGGUAUGAAUCCACCACCAUACUCCCAGUUCUUGUCCAGGAGAAAUGAAAUUCCUUUAUUCCGAUUCAACACACCUGAGCCCCACAGGAACACUAGAAGUGCAGAUGUCGAUCCAAUGGAUCCUCACCAGAUCCUAGUCCCCCAGAGAAAGGUCUCUGCAUUAGGAUCCCAGCUGCGGCUACAAGCAGACUUUUCCCAUGUGCCCAGAGAACCUAUGAGAAUCAAUCAGAACGAUAUGGUCAACCCAGAUGACCCAUAUGCUAUGAUGGAUGCCAGGAGGCAUGUGAGCCCUCGCUUCUAUAUUACAAGAUAA